Messenger RNA from Aspergillus welwitschiae, 1048 nucleotides. RefSeq lists its product as uncharacterized. The record is from RefSeq and is a predicted model, not a curated record. Lineage: Eukaryota; Fungi; Ascomycota; Eurotiomycetes; Eurotiales; Aspergillaceae. The transcript is spliced from 3 exons. The coding region runs from base 1 to 1023 and encodes 340 amino acids.
AUGGCUGCCUCCAUCAGUCCUGAGCGCAUGCUGGAAUAUUCUGGCGACACACUUCGGGAUGUAUCCAUCGCGUUUAUCGUGCUGGUCACGCUGGCGGUCACACUACGCUUCGUAGCCUUGAGGUUAAGCGAGAAACCCCUGAGCAUUGAUGAUAUUCUCACGAUUCCCGGAUACUUAUGUUCUGUGGGUCUUUGUAUCCUUUCCCUAGUGAGCAUAGAUAUCGGUCGAGUCGGCUAUCAUCUUGAUGUUGUAGAAGUGAUAGACCCUCAAGCCCUGGUUCCCUGGGCCAAGUGUCUCUAUGCCACUCCGAUCAUCUACUCAGCCGGGUGUUGCUUUCCGCGUGUUGUCCUCCUCACGCUCUACCUCCGCAUCUGUGAGAAAAAUCGUCGCUAUCGUUUGGCCUGCUACAGCUUGAUGGCCUUUAUCGUGGUCUUUGCCAUCGCUGAUAUCAUGGCUGGGGCCUUUGAAUGCUGGCCGGUGGCGUAUCUCUGGGAUAAGACUAUCGUCGGUGGUAAAUGUGACAACAUUCCCAUGUUCUAUCGCUGGGGCACUUUACCGAACGUCAUCAUCGACGUCGCGAUGCUUAUCCUGCCGCAGCCUGUGGUCUGGAAGCUGCAGGUUCCAGCACAAGUCAAAUACGGUCUCGCAGUGACUUUCCUGACUGGUAGCAUUGGCAUGGUAACGUCCAUUUGUCGAUGCGUCGCAUUCUUCACCAACAAUCCCUUAACCGACGGCACCUGGCUUUCCGUCACCUUUCUCGUUUGGAGCGUGGCCGAAGUGGGCGUAUAUCUCAUUGCUGCGUGUUUACCGUGUUAUCGGCCUCUAUUGCGUCUCGCCAUCAACCGUGGGCGAAUGACAUCGAUUCGAUCCCGAUACGUCCACCAGAAAUCAAGGCGAAGUUCCGCCGGUCGUAUCACUGCAACUCCUGAGCCCGACGUCGAGAUGAGUCCCUAUCUAAAAGCCAAGGCGGACCAGUGUCGGGAAAGCGAUGAGCAGGUCUUAGUGAUGAAGGGCUCUGGUUGACUAAACUAUCUAAUCUCAAUAUGGU